Messenger RNA from Cylas formicarius (sweet potato weevil), 5427 nucleotides. RefSeq names its product zinc finger protein 883-like. The transcript is spliced from 15 exons. Lineage: Eukaryota; Metazoa; Arthropoda; Insecta; Coleoptera; Brentidae. Gene Ontology annotation, cellular component: nucleus. Gene Ontology annotation, molecular function: zinc ion binding; DNA-binding transcription factor activity, RNA polymerase II-specific; RNA polymerase II cis-regulatory region sequence-specific DNA binding. The record is from RefSeq and is a predicted model, not a curated record. Gene Ontology annotation, biological process: lipid metabolic process; central nervous system development; regulation of transcription by RNA polymerase II. The coding region runs from base 2039 to 4897 and encodes 952 amino acids.
CACUCCCUAAAACAAACAAAAAAGAAAUUGACAAUUAGGAAUUGAACAAAAUAACACCCAAUAUGUUACUUUAGAAUUGCCAUAAUUCACUAAACAGGAUAGAAAGUCAGCAUAAGGUGAUCCUAUAUCAUACCAUAGAGUAAAAAUAGUCUAUGUGGGUGCCAAGGACUGAACGUCACCUAAAGGUGAGCACAACGAUAACGCUAUUGUGGAGAUCCUACCUUAGUGCCAAAUGAGUGGAAAAAAAAUCCCAGCGAAAUAGACAGACCAAGAAUUAUCUUAAAAAUUCUUAGAUUCAAUAUUUACAGCAGAUUUAUGCUAAGCCACGUAUGGAAGGUUAUAAGAAUGAUAAUGAUAAUGAUUAGAAAAGUCGAUUAGACUUAAUGGGGGUGGAAGGAAAAAGUGGGCAAGACAAGGGGGAACCGGCCACCAAUAUGUGGUGCCAGUGAAAAAAGUUAAUAGAUCUGUUGGGGAGCGGGCUAAUUCAUUCAAACAGACUGGAAACCUGCUUUUUAUAUAAUAUGGAAUAGAACAGUGCAGUGACAAGCAAAAACAAUAAUGAAAGAUAAAAGAAAAUCGGAAGUUUUCGUCAGUUUCGGCGGUUUUUAUAUAAUUUUUCAUUGAAAGAACACGACGAAUUGUUCUCCAAAAUUCUAUAAAUAAUAGAACAGCAUUAAAAAGCCCAGGCAGAUCCACGCACUUUUAUUAGCUUUAGUUCCGCACUUCAAGCUAGAAUCUUUCAGUCUCCAUUGUUCUCUACUAUUCUAAAUCCAUUAUCUUUUAAAAUUCCAUUAUUACUAAAUCUUACCAUAGAUUCUUUGCAUUUAAUAAAUAACUCAAGCAAUUUUUGAAACUAAUCUCUUGCGCUACAUAAGCAAUUGACCUGAAUGUGUCUCCGGUAUUAUCUAUUUUAUUUCAGUAAAAGAAGCCAAAUCUAUAUGGAAGAAACUUCGGGAUGGCCAUAGACAAACUUUGAAUAAAAAAAGACACCAUCUGGGCAAGCAACAAGUAAUGACCAUCGACUCUGGAAGUAUGAAAAGCAAAUGGAUUUUCUUUUACCACAUUUGGCAAGUCGACGAAAAAUUACUAAUGCUGAAGACGUUAUACAAAGGGAUAAUGAUGAAACUGUUGAAAUUCUGGAAAACAUCCAGCUAUAAUAGAGCUCGGAGCAAAAACGGAGGGACCAAAUAUUGGAGGAAAGUGACUUUUAUCAAGUGGAACCAAAGGAACAUGUCGCGCUUAAGAAGUUUUUCGAUAGUAUGUAUGGCCUAACUAAUGAUCUGCCAGAAUAUUUACAAAUAAAAGUCCAGCUGCAAUUUUUAAAAGUGUUAUGGAGGACCGAGAAGAAAAAUUGAAAAAUGAAAAUGAAAUGCCAAUACCAUAUUGUGUAUAUCGGCAAUGUUCCUCAAACUCAAGCCUAAAUUAGGAAUUGCAUACCUCCAGAACUCCAUUAUAAACACAGGCUGUAUGACUUACAAUUUAUACAUUGACACACACACGGACAAUAAGUUCUAAGAAAUUGCUACAUACAAUAUUCCUUACUUAGGAAGUUAUUUUAUCUAUGUUCCGCCGAAGGUUCGAAUUUUUGGACUACAAAACUGCGUUUAUUUUUAUAAAAUUGUGGAGGUAAAGCAUGCAAACUAUAAACUGUUCAUCCUUUUCGGACAUUGAAGUUGAUGAGCUGUCAUCUGCCAAUAGUAGUGAGCUACUAUGAAAUUUGGUACUGCCGGAGUUAUUAUUUUAUACUUCACUGUGACGUAACUAGGAACUAUUUUAUAUUACUACCCUGCAUCUCCGUAAUUGCAUAUAUAUAAAAGCAUAUUACCUACAUUUUUUGCAUAGCAGUACCGGUAAUGUUCUGUUCACAUUAAACUGCCUCGAUAUCUUCAGUGCACAUAAAGGUGGACCAACCAUAGAAGAGAGAAUGAUAAUAAUAACAACGUCCUUUUCUAAUGCAAAGAAGAGAAGAAACUAGACCUAACCCAACUUUUGAUUUGUUAUCUAUGGGCCAAAUCAAAAGCGCUAUAAAAUUCAAAAAAUGGAUAAAGCUGAUUCGUUAGAAUAUGCUGUACUGGAAGAAAUGGAUUUGUUGAAUAUCUGCAGAAUAUGUUUGAGACGAGACGGUACUCUGACUUCCAUUAACAAUCCUGAUAAUGAUUCUAUUAAGCUAUCAGACAAACUGUCUUUAUGUGUUGUGGACGUUCAAUGGUGUAGAAGCGGUCUCUCGUCGCUAAUCUGCGAACAAUGCCUUGCUACCUUACGAAUAUCAUAUAAUUUUAGAACUAGUUGCAUAAGUACAGAUCAGAUAUUGCAGAAGUGUUUGUCAGAUAACAUUGACUUUAAGCAGCCGUUAGAACGACAACUAUUGACACCAACAAAAUUUGAUUUCUCUAUUUCUAAUCAUGAAACAAUACCAUUGCUUAGUGAAGAAACACAAAAUUCGGAAUAUCUUCAUUUAAAACAUUUUUUGGAUAAUGAAGAGGAAUUGGAUAAAAGCGAAGUUGCACAUCAGAACAGAGUAGUAUCUGGAAAUUCUACACCAGUUUCCACAGCAGAUUAUUUGGAUCAUUCUUUUAAUGUAGAAAGAUCAAUAGAUAUUCCAGAAAGUAUUGAUAUGAAAGCUGUUUCGGAAAUAAAUGACGAAGAAAGAAAUCAUCAACUAGUCAGAAAAAUUAGUAAGGAAAGUCAUCAUGAACUUGAUUUAGAGACACAAAUUUCUAACAAAGAGGAGAACUCGAAAUUUGAUGAUUCCAUACAAGUUUUGCAUAAACCAAAAAUUAUUGUUCAGACUAUUCCAUCAAUACCAGUACACUUUGGGGUUAAUAGAAAUCAACAAAUGGUGGUGAAAAAGAGUACAGGAAUUCAGGUCAUGCCAUUAGCAGAAGCAACAACAGAAAGUUGUUCUAAAAAGUCAUAUGCAUGUAAAGAAUGUGGUAAAAGUUAUAAAAAAAGUGCAAACUUAAAAAUGCAUAUGAGAACUCAUACAGGGGAAAAACCUUUUGAGUGCAAAUAUUGUGUAAAAAGGUUUUACCAUUCUUCACAUCUUAAUGAACACAUAAGAAGGCAUACAGGGGAAAAACCCUAUCAGUGUACAAUAUGUAAGAAAAGAUUUACCGUCAGAGGUGAAUUAACAAUGCAUACAAAGUCUCACACUGGCGAAAAACCUUAUGGUUGUACUCAGUGUGAUAGGAGAUGUCUAACCUUGGCAGACCUGCGGAUACAUGUUCGAACUCACACCGGGGAAAAGCCUUACGAUUGUGACAUGUGUGGUAAAAAGUUCGCCAGUUUGUAUAUACUAAAUUCACAUAAAAAGACUCACACCGGUGAGAGACCAUAUGCCUGUGAUAUUUGUAGUAAAACUUUCACUCAGUCCUCGCAUUUGAAUGUCCAUAAAAGGAAACACACUGGUGAAAAAUUUCGAUGUAAAAUUUGUGAUUCAAUUUUUGCUCAUCCUUCUCAACUAACUGUUCAUAUGAGGGAGCACACAGGUAAGCAACCAUAUAAAUGCACAGUGUGCGAAAAGGUGUGCAAUUAUGCAUCGGAAUUACAAGUACACAUGAUGAAACACACGGGCGAGAAAUUUAGCUGUCAGACAUGCAGCAAACAAUUCUCCACGGCAGCUUAUUUGGCUGAACACAGUCGCACCCACACUGGUUUUAGAAGCGUUCUGACUCUUACAUUGGCUUUGAAUAGUGCCGAAAUUUUUGGUUCAGUUAGAGUGUGUCUGACAUAUUGGGAUUACUAUGUUCCCUGGAAUAGCCGUUGCUGGAGAAAUGAUUAUGAUAUUUUAGAUGUUACUGGGAUAGCAAGAACUUGGGGUUUUAAAACUUCCUCUUAUACUUUAACUUUGGAAGAUGGGUAUAUAAUAUCGGUAUUUCGAGUAUAUAAAAAUAUUACGCAAAAAACACCUAUAGUAUUGGGUCAUGGAUCCGUAACAAAUCCAUUUAGUUGGGUGUUUGCGGGCAACAAUUCUUUAGCGUACGUUCUAGGGAACUUGGGUUAUGAUAUCUGGAUGAUGAGCUGGCGUGGUACUAUAUUCAGUAAAACCCACGUAACUCUUUCUAACAAGGAUCGUGCUUACUGGCAGUUUACUUUUCAUCAAAUGGGUAUCUACGACGUGAAAUCUACGAUGGAUCUUGUAUACAACAUCACUCAAGAAAAAGCAAUUUAUAUAGGUUAUUCCAUGGGAACGACAAACAGCUAUGUUUAUUGUUCAAUCCUUCCGGAACAUUGUCGCCAGAGAUUGCUUGGUGUUGUUUCCUUUGCCCCUGUUGGUUACAUGCUCGGUGCCAAAGGAUUGUUCGCGAUUUUAUGGCGACCUUUUUGUUGGCACAUCGUUAGGCAUUUAACUUACUUUUUCUUAAAUGGAGAGUUUCUGAAGCUGACGCCGUCUCUAAAGAUAGUAUACAGGAUAUUAUCGCUAACUCCUUUGAUGAAUUAUAUUGGAAUAACAUUGUUCAGCUUUCUAUAUGGAUUUCACAUCCACACCCUCGAUCCGACUACGACCCCAGUAAUUUUCAAUAGGUUCCAAGAUACGAUCGGCAUAGAAGUGUAUUCACAUUAUUCGCAGAAUUUUAACAAUAAGGCCUUUAAUCAGUUUGAUUAUGGAACGCAAAAGAAUUUGGAAUUGUAUGGGCAAUCACAUCCCCCAGCAUAUCCGCUUGAUAAAAUACCAGUUCCCGUCGCCAUGUUUGUCGGUAGGAACGAUUAUCUUGGCACUCUGGAGGCCACAUCAAAAAUGUAUUCGUUGCUGCACUCCCAAGCUCAGUGUUUGUAUCAUAUAGUGAGCGAUCCAAAAUAUUGUCAUUAUGACUUUAUAAUUGCAAAGCAUCAAAGUGUUCUAUAUGAACCCAUGCUGAAAACUAUUAGAUUAAUGGAAGCAAGGACUUGUACAUAACAGAUCACCGAUAUUGUAUAUUUAAUGAUUUUAAUAAAAUGUUUAAACCGGGUGUUAAAUUAUUAGUUGUUCAAGUUUCCUCAUUAGUCGUUUCUCAGCUAAGUUACGUAAGCAUAAUUUGGGAAUGUUUGUGGUGCAUUUAAACUCUGUCAAUAUAGCAUAAUUAUAUUACAAUUUCCUGUAGUUGAUCGCAUAUUUAUUGAAUUAUGACACGCCAGACCAUAAUUUUGGUUAUGUUUGUUGUCAUUUCUAUAUACAAAGAAAAUUAUAUAAAUAAAUGGUAUAGUGAUAUAGCCCAGAACGAAGUUAAAUUCUUAGAACUAGUUGUUUGGUGAUUUAUAGAGGUAGAAGUGUUGCUAUUAAUUUGUUGUGUGUGUUUUUUUUUUGCAGGUGAGAGACUGUCAAUUUGUUCAAUAUGCAACAGGUCGUUUACGAGAAAUCAGUAUCUUGUGAAACAUUUAAGAACACACACCGGCGAAAAACCUUAUACUUGCGAUAUAUGCUACAGAAAAUUCACCCAGUCGUCCAGU